AUGGUUCGUGCGAGCUUCACAGAGGGCUCGGCGACGGCGGAGAGAGCGGGCGGGGAUGGGGGGGAGGGCGGGGCUGGUGUGCGGGGAGGCGGAAGCGACGGUGUGGUUGCCGGGGGUGGCGGAGCGGCGGGAGCGGGUGACGGAGGCGGAGGGGGGAGCGGGCGCGGGGACGAGGAGCUGCUGUGCCCCAACUGCCGCGCGCCCCUCUCGCUCCUCUCUUUCCCCGCGCUUGCCUUCCCCCAUUCCCCCUCCUCCCCGUCCGCGUCCGCGCUAUCUCCGCCCAUGUCCGCGGCGGAGGCGCGCACGAGCGGGCGCGCGGUGCUGUUCUGCCGCCAAUGCCAGCGAUUCACCGACAGGCCGGUGGCGAGAGGGACAGGGGAGGCGGAGAAUGGGCGGAAGGGGAAAGAAGAGGGGCAGCCGCAGGUGACGGCGGAAGGGCAGUGCGCAAGCGGGGGGAAGGGGGAAGGAUUGGGGAAGGGCAAGGCCGGGGGGGGGGGCGCGAGAUGGUCCCGCUUUGGGCGGCAACUUAGCCGCCAAGACGGCCGCCCGGGCGGCAGGUCUGCGCGCAGCGAGCUGGACGGGAUGAUGGGCGGGGCGAGCGGGGGGGAAGGGGGGAGCGCGCGGAGGGAUGCGCGGGAGGAGUAUGUGAAUCGGUUCAAGGCGAAUCCCCCCCGCGCCUGGCGCGGGUGCGGGGGAGAAGCGGGGGAGGGGGCAGCAGAGCGGGGGAGGGGAGGGGAGGGAGGGGCGGGAAGGGCGGGAAGGGCGAGAGGGGAGGGAGGGGCAUGUGCCGUGUUUUGGGGCGGCAGGGGGAGGGGAGGACGGGACAGAGCACAACUGGGGAGGGGCGAAUCUGGGGAGAAUCUGCCCACGCCCAAGCAGAUCCGGGCAGCUCUGGAUGAAUUUGUGAUCGGGCAGGAUAAUGCGAAAAAGGUUUUGGCAGUGGCAGUUUACAAUCACUACAAGCGCAUCUUUCUUGAAAACCAGAAGCGGGAAAGACUUGCCAACCUGCCAGAGGGGGCGUGCGAGAACCUGGUGGGGGGCGGUGAGGAGGACGAGGUGGAGGUGGAGAAGAGCAACGUGCUGCUGAUGGGUCCCACGGGUUCAGGCAAGACCCUACUGGCCAAGACUCUGGCUCGGUUUGUCAACGUGCCAUUCGCCAUUGCUGAUGCCACCACUCUCACUCAGGCUGGUUAUGUGGGAGAGGACGUGGAGAUGAUUCUCUAUAAGCUGCUGCAGAGCGCCAAUUUCAGUGUGUCAGCAGCGCAGCAGGGCAUCGUGUAUAUCGACGAGAUCGACAAGCUUACCAAGAAGGCAGAGGGCAUCACGAGCACACGGGACGUGUCAGGGGAGGGCGUGCAGCAGGCGCUUUUGAGGAUGCUUGAGGGCGCUGUGAUCAAUGUGCCAGAGAAAACAGGGAGGAAGAAUCCAAGAGGCGAGUUCAUACAGCUGGACACACAGAACAUUCUCUUCAUCUGUGGAGGGGCAUUCGUGGAUCUGGAAAAGACGAUUGCAGAGAGGAAGCACAAGUCAUCCAUCGGCUUCGGGGCCCCCGUGCGCGCAUCGCUGCGCAACCGAUCGGUGCUUGACGCCCGCACUGCCGGCUCGCUGCUGCAAUCGGCAGAGAGCACGGAUCUGAUAGCCUAUGGGCUCAUCCCUGAGUUUGUGGGGCGAUUCCCCGUGCUGGUGGGGCUGCAUGCGCUCACAGAGGAGCAACUCGUGCAGGUUCUCUUAAAGCCCAAGAACGCCCUCAGCAAGCAAUUCGCCAAGCUAUUGGCCAUGAACAACGCCCGCUUGCACAUGACGGAGGGGGCAGUGAGGGCCAUAGCGCGCAGAGCAGCAGCGCGAAACACGGGGGCCAGGGGGCUGCGAUCGCUGCUGGAGGGGCUGCUCACCGAGGCUAUGUACGAGGUCCCCAGCAAUCUGGUGGAAGCAGUGGUGCUGGACGAGGCAUCGGUGGGGCACGAGGGGGAGGAAGGGGAAGAGGGCAAGCCGGUCCCCAGCAGUCUAGUGAAGGCAGUUGUGUUGGACAAGGCAUCGGUGGGGCACGAGGGGGAGGAGGGGGGCGACGGGGUCCCCAGCUCUCUGGUGGAAGCAGUGGUGCUGGACGAGGCAUCGGUGGGGCACGAGGGGGAGGAGGGCGAGGACGGGGUACCGGGGUGUGGGGCCCACAUACUGCAAGGGGAGGGCUCGUGGGAGCGGUGGUUGCAGGAUAACGAGGGGGGAGGAGAGAAGGCGGGAGGGAAGGGAGAGGAGGGCCAAGGGGGAGGAAGCAAGGGAGGCUCAUCUGGGGGAGGUGGAAGUGAUGAGGAAUCGGAUGCAGCUCCUGCUCUUGCCACAGCCACUGCAGCUUGA
Closterium sp. NIES-65 is the source of this 2352-nucleotide messenger RNA. Lineage: Eukaryota; Viridiplantae; Streptophyta; Zygnematophyceae; Desmidiales; Closteriaceae. The record is from the annotation of a GenBank genome assembly.